UCCUCAUAUUAUUUUAUUUUGUUUUAAAAUUUGGUGAAUUUCAUAUAUAAAGAAAAUCAUUGUGUUUUGUGGUUAUCUCUGAUCUCUGGUCCAUCUCUAGUCCACAGCUGGUUCACAGAACAGCUCUGGUCUAUGUCACUGAUUUGUAGAACCAAGUUGUUUACAAUUUUAAUUCACAAUUUUUUAAAUAAAAGUGUUUAUUUUUGCCAAUUUGUCCAUUCAUUUUCAAGAAAAAUAUAAGAGGGUUAAUAAAAAUCUAUUAAAUUACCAGCUGUUGUUGAAUAUAGUUUGCAAAAUUUGUCUCAGGAGGAACAUCAAAGUGCCAAUUAAUAGAACCUGUGAAAUAUAUAGAGUUGGUUAAUUUUUCUUUAGGUUAAACAUUUCUCGGUAUACCCAUUUCUCUAUUUCACAAUAAUCAGUAACUCAAUAACAUGAAGGAAUUCAGUGAAGAAGCAGAAUUGCCCAUUCAGGAUAUUAUUCGUACGUGCCAAUGCAAAACCCACAACAAGUACUGUUUGGACUAUGAUGACAAUCAUCUCAAUGUUGAGUGUGCUCUAUUCAAAAAUAUUAAGAAAUCAUUUGGGCAAGAUUGCACAAUGAAAUGUCAAUCUAUACAACAUGGGGAUCAUAUAACAGCUGCCAUUACUUCUAGGGAAGUGUCUGAUGUUGAGUUGUGUUCUUAUAUCACUUACGUGUGUAAAAGAUGUGGCACAGUGCGGGAUUCAGUGGGACGGACAGCUUUACACGUUGCCGCUUCUUGCGGUCGCACGGAGUUAGUUCGAUGGUUAAUAGAGCAGGGUAAAGCUGAUAUAAACGCAAGGGAUAAAGAGUCCGGCUUUACAGCACUGCAUCGAAGUAUAUUUUAUGGUAAAAUUGCUACAGCUGUUCAGUUGAUGAAAUUAGGAGCAAAUCUAAACCAAAAAGACUACGAGGGUUUAACAUUCUUAGAUCAAGCUUUACUUCAUCAAGCGGAUAUUCCUUUAUCAACAUCAGGCCGAUACUAUUACAGUUCGGGUAAAACCACGAUCAAAUUAGCAAAUCUAAAGCGAAAAGACUGGGGUCUAAUAUUCUCAGAUAAAAUUUUACUUCAUCAAGCGGUGCCUUCCUCGAGAACAGGCCUACUGCACACUUUGGGUAAAAGCACGAGCGAAUUAGGAGCAAAUCUAAACCAAAAAGGCUACGAGGAUCGAAUAUUCUUAGAUCAAGCUAAUCAAGCGCUUAUGCCAUUAUCAACAUCCGGCGAACUGUUUACUUGGGGUGAUAAUACCAACAAUUCGUUAGGCACACAACAUCCUAGAAGCACGCCUGAAGUUAUGAGUAUAUUUCAUAAGACCUAUCCCAAAGAAAGUGUGCAAGAUUUUUUUAUUGAUCAGUAUCAUAGUGUAAUAUUGUCACAAUCAGGAAAUGUCUACUCAUGUGGUCAUGGUCAUGGAGGUCGACUGGGACUUGGUAAUGAUCGUACUGAACUGGCACCAAAACAGAUAACAUUUGAAAGGGGAGCUGUAGAAAUUAAAGAAUGCAGUAUUGCUAAGAAUCAUAGCUUAUUUUUAUCUACAGACGGGCAGAUAUAUAGUUGUGGACUGAACACGCACGGAGUUCUUGGUUUUGACUCGUCUGUUACGGAGGUUGUUCGUCCAAAGGCUGUGAAAUGCAAAUCAUUCAUAGAAUCAGUAUUGGCCAGUGAGUAUCAUUCGGUGGCCUGGAAUUCACAUGCAAUGUUUACUUGGGGAUUAAAUGCUGGCCAACUAGGCCUUGGUACCACACUCCAUUAUUUGGUUUAUGCUCCAAAAAAAGUGACAAUUCUGGACUUUAGAGAGAGUUCUGAUAGAAUUAACUUGGUGUGCACCAGCACUGGAGCUAUCGUAAUUAGCACUAUGAGGGGAUUUGUUUAUACUCUACAUGAUCACGAAUGCAGACCCAUUGCUUGGAAAUUACAUGAUAUAUUGGCCAUAUCUGCUGUCGGAGGAAAAUUUAACGAGGAAUUGUACCCCGAAUUGCGAAACAAAAGUAGCGAUCUUAGAAUAGCAAUUGUGAAAACUGACGGAAGUGUACGGAUCUGGCAAAGUUUUGAUCGGGUUUUUCGCAUGUGCCACUUCUCUAUGCAGAGUCCCGGGAUCGUUACCGAUGUCAGCUUUAACGCCUGCCAAUUACUUUUGGUCACCAAACACGGGGAAGCUUUUAAAGGUGAUGUUACCAGGAAAACGUACAAGCGAGGCGUAGAGUAUAAUGGCAGACCAACAAUAAGGGCAAGAAAUGGCCGGUAUCGCUCCUCUGACCGGAAAAUUGACGGACUCAUAGUGAAGUUGGAGAAAAUUCCUCUGGUUUAUCGAGCCCUUAAAAUACGUAGCGAUCCCAAAGGAUCUAAUUUCGGAAUCAUACAGAGUUGGCCAUACAAAAAUUCUCGAUAUCAUCGUUUUGAGGAACAGGACAUUUAUAGUGUAUUAAACGGCGGGCUCAUGGAAUUAUUACAGACAGCGGAUCUAGAAGACGGUCUAGUCGAUGUGGUUAUCAAGGCUAGUAAUCGCGAGUUUUUAGCCCACAGGUACAUUUUAGCCUCCAGGAGUCCCUAUUUUGCAAGGGUUUUAUCGGAGAACCCAAACAUAACCCCAACUAUCGACCUGGAUAAAUUCGAUGCGGAUAUUUUCGAUCAGAUUCUCAGAUUUAUCUAUGGCCGAAGAGAAAACGAAAUAUGUUUGGGGAAAUUUCCAAAGGAAUCGGAUAAGAAGAAAUCCGUUCUAAAAGCGUUUAGAGAUGCGGCGAUUAAAUUCGAAUUGGACGACUUAAAAUAUUUGUUUCAAGAGGUCAAAACGGAUUUAGGGGAUUUUUUGCCGCCGCUUUUUGACAUUUGGACGUUUGAUAGAUUCGCCUUCCAGGAUUUUUUCGACGUCUGGGUAAAGUGUUCGGAUAACACGAUACUCCGUGCUCACAAGUGCGUUCUGGUGGCCAGAUCCGAGUAUUUUUCCAGUAUGUUCUCCGUUAGAUGGAUGGGGAGAAACAAAUCGGAAAUCACUCUAUCGUUCACGGCAGACGUUGUAGAUCGUCUGCUUGAUUUCCUCUACACCGACGCUGUCAAGAAAUUAGACGAAAUCGAGGUGGAUAAAAUCUGCGAUAUAUUCAAACUGGCCGACCUUACAUUAGUCAAAAAACUGGGACAGAUCUGCGAGAAUGCAUUGGCAGAUUCCUUAACCAUCAAAAAUGCACUUCCUCUGCUCACUUUUGCUCUAUCCGUCGCCGCUGUUUAUCUAAAAACGAAUUGUUGUCGAUUUGUACAGCUAAACAUGGCUAAUUUCCUGGAGUUGCGUUUAUUGGAGGACUUGGACGAUGCUGUUCUGGCUGAAUUAUCUGAGUUUUACCAGCAGGCUCUUGAAUUCGGUUCUAAACAAAUAACACCGUACUCUACGGCGCCAUCCUUUGAGCAAAUGACAGGGAUAUGGGCGGAUAUGUCAAAUGACAGGGAUAACGAGGUUUCUAGAAGUAACAAAGUCAAAAGGAAAAAGAGCGCAAAGAGGAUAAGCAGUUCGCAAGACGAUGUACCAGUUGCAGAGAGCUCAAUAGACCCCUCACAGUUUUCAGGUGCCAGUUCCAGCUCUACGAAUGAUCCCGAUUUAUCCACAAGUUUAAACAGUGUUUCUCUAACGCCAGGAGGUGAAUUGGUUGGACGUCGGGUCAAGGCCAUAACCGCUGCGCGGAAUUUGGAUUUAAGUGACGAAGAAAAUUUUACGGCGCUUAAUAAAUCGGACGGUUCCAAGAGUCUGAGCGGUUCCUUCGUGGACGAGUACGAGUUUCCGCUGCUGAGCAGUGCGCAGAAGGCUUCGGCGUCUCGAAACACCGCCCACAAAUCGGACGCGAGGCGCAGCAUGCCCAAACUGUCUCAGAAGCAGAGAAAGAGAUUGAGUUCAGAGAGCGGUGGUUCUGGAGCUGUAUCUUCUCCGCCUUUAGCAGAAAGCCCAAAGAAUCCUUGGAAGGUUUUGCCAAGUCCUGUCACCGAAGUUAACAGGAAAGAAGAAGGUAUGGAAAGCAUUAUAAUUGAUGAAAAGAAACAAAAAGAAAACCUAGUUAGAAUGCAGAAUAAACCAUUGGCGCUUACACAGCUUGAAGAUAAGGCCAUGGUCGAACUAGAACGCUUUUAUGGAGUAGGUCAGGUAGAAGAGGAACUUAUAUCUGUGGAAAGGGUAACCACGGGUAUGGUAGCCGCUCCAAUAUGGGUACCCAAAUAGGGUAGCUGUACUGUAUAUAAAAAAACGAAAUAAAUAAACUAUGUAAAUAGGUUUAAAUGUGGUUAACUACACAAAAAAAUGGAGAUUGAAGGUUGCUGCUUGGGUGUCAUAAAAUAUAUCAUAAGCUGGCGUCAGGUUUAUACAGGAGUUUAAUGUACUAGUGAUGUUCUCUGAAGCAUAUACAGUAUGUCCGCGGAUUGUCUUUACAAGAGGAAAAACUUUUUUAUCGACAUUUUGAGAAAAAUGUGAUAAAAUCUUGAAUCCCGUUUAUAUUUUUCCAA
Messenger RNA from Sitophilus oryzae (rice weevil), 4498 nucleotides. Its product is annotated as inhibitor of Bruton tyrosine kinase. The record is from RefSeq and is a predicted model, not a curated record. Lineage: Eukaryota; Metazoa; Arthropoda; Insecta; Coleoptera; Curculionidae. The transcript has 16 exons. The coding region runs from base 432 to 4217 and encodes 1261 amino acids. Gene Ontology annotation, molecular function: protein binding.